Mesorhabditis belari is the source of this 516-nucleotide messenger RNA. Lineage: Eukaryota; Metazoa; Nematoda; Chromadorea; Rhabditida; Rhabditidae. The record is from the annotation of a GenBank genome assembly.
AUGAUUCCCGGUGCUGAAACUUUGUUGAAAAACGAAGGUGUCGUGACUGCUCUUCGAAUCGGAGUCGAUGGCAUCGAUGUGAUUAUUCCAUUUCGAGUCACAAAGCCAAUCAAAAGAGAAGACAUUAAGCUGUUUGUCGAUGAUGAAGAGUGGAUCGAAUUUUGUUGGAAUGAGCAUAGUGUAGAUUGGCUGAAACGCGGGGUGGUUGUCAGUGGAUCGGCUCCGUCGUUCAAUUGCUCUCCCAUAUGGCAUUUCUAUGACUCUAGUCUCGGCUUCAACUUGUCUCCACUCGCUGAUCGACUCGUUUGGAGCCAGUUUAACAAUCGGCGAUUUCGCUGUCAAUACAAAAAUGAAACAACUGACCUUUUCAUUCAGGCUGCCCAAAUCAUCAACAUCUACAAUGGUAUUCGUUUUACGGCGAAUUGCACUAUGGAAAGUCAUCCACCUUUAUUUUUGAAGCCAAGAAGUACGAGUUUAAACUCAAAUGUCCGGAAUGUGAUCCAAGCAAAGAUGGUG